This is a messenger RNA of Lachancea meyersii CBS 8951, 3093 nucleotides long. The record is from the annotation of a GenBank genome assembly. Lineage: Eukaryota; Fungi; Ascomycota; Saccharomycetes; Saccharomycetales; Saccharomycetaceae.
AUGCUCUUGGGUCCAUUGAAACUACCGCAGGUUUCCAAUAUACCCUUUCUAAGGGCAGAUAAUAAUGAUACACAAAAUGGGCCCGAAAAAGCUGUGCAAACGUUACAUUUGCCUUACUCUAAUUGCUUGGUCGUGUUGACCACGAAACAAAUCCUGGUAUACAACUACAAGCCAAUGGCCCUGGUGUCGUCAUUUGUACGAAGUAGCCACUCGCUCGAGAAAUACGGUGAGAAUCAAUCAGUUCAUGCGCAUGAGAUAAAUGCAAAGAUGUUUCAAGACCUGACGACAGAAACAGAUCUCAACUACAUGGAUCCAGGUAGGGGGAAGGUUACGUUUUACGUAGUCUCUUCACUGAACUUCGUGUUCGUGUUCGAAAUUAUGCUGAACUCAAAUCCCGUCAGUAUCUAUAAAGAGACCGGAAUUCCCAUUCUGGACAUAAAUAAGGUGGACCAUGAUUUUGGACAGGACCUCAUGAACAACACUGAAGAUGAUGAUACAUUAACAGUCUUUGACAAAAAAGAUUCUCAUAAGGUAAUUCAAAAUGGCUAUGCUGUAGAUAAACAGCAAGGGUUUCUUCAUUUUUUCACGAAAGCCGCUGACACGCUCGAUGAGAUACCGAUUAAAAAAGUGGAAUUGCGUCUCAAAGUAAUGUUCAGCUUCGGACGCCCCAUAGUCGAUCUUGUGGGGUUUUGUGAUACGGAUUCAACGGGCGAAGCUGGGAGGCACGAGUACUUGAUGAUUCUGUUCCCUCACCGCGUACACAUAUUGGUUUUGCAUGAAUUCAAGAUGAAAGACAAUAUUCUGAUCGACGUUCUUGACGGUCGUCGGCUUUUAUAUUGCCAAAAAAGCCCCUGCGUUGUCUCCCAAAAUAGCGAGGGUGAGGUGUUCUUGAAAAAGCUCGACAUUUCACAGAGAGAAGCGUAUCCCAAAAGACUUGAUUACGAUGCCGAUGGGCCCUUAGUUGACGUAUAUGCAAAUGGGAAUGUCCUUUCAUUUGUGCAUGAUCUAUGCCUAGUCCUGUAUGACCUUGAAUCCGAGAAAACUAUCAAACGCGUCCGUUCGCACAUAAAUCUUACAUGUGGUGGCUUGGUUAACGACGAAAUUAGUAUUUUGUUGACCAGAAAUGGAAUGAAACUGCUCACAAGCUCAGGUAAUUGCAUCGUAUCAACGUUUGAUGAAGAUGAAGUCACUGAGGAGGAGAGCGACCUUCCAAGUUUUUCGAGCUUUGCCACUAUCGGAGAUACUAUAGUGGCAAGCGCUCCUGAUGGUAAGCUCGCAAAGUGGGACUUAUGGUCAGAGGUAAUUACACCUUUCAACAACUUCAGAACCUCGAAACCACUUAUUUUACAGAGUGAGAAUAACGACUUGUUGAUUUUUGCACCAACCUCAGAUACGUCAAGUAACGUACCUUUUCAAGUGCUCAAACUCCCUACCCAAACAAUCAAUAAUCACAUCCCUCUGGUAAGGACAAAUGGACCAAUGACUAUGCUCGCAGCGUUUGUUUCCAAUAAAAAUAUCCUGCUAAUACACAACCUCAUAACCAAUGCCUGGCACAGUUUUCCAGAUUUAGCGUUAAUCGAUAUACAGUGGUUGGGUAGCGAAUACUUGUUCUGUCGCUCGCUGGACGAUGACAUGAAGGAACAGCUCCGAUGCUAUCAUUUUCCACUUCAAGGAAGCUUAACAUCCAACUUAUCAGAUCAGCUCAUCUGGAGUUUUGCAGUUUCCUUGAAGACGGAAAUCAAAAGCAUUCAUGCAAACACUUUGUCAAGGUACAAGCUUCUCAGGGUGAAAUCAAAAAGCGCAAAUACCGAGGAACUGGAGAACAUGUUUAAAACCGGCGAAAUACUGAUUCAGGACGCUCAAGGUGACCUUCGCACAAUUGACAUAGUAUCAAAGAUCAGUGCUGAUGAGUCCAUCGGAAUCAAAGUAUUCCACCAGCAUCCUGCUGAAAGAAUCUUUGAUAAUGAAGAGGCCGAAUGCAAAUGGAUUCUGAGCCACAAUGGUGGCUAUUUCGUGCAUCAGCGAAACCAGAUUUUGAAGCGGGAGAGAGUUGACGGAAGAACAUGGAAGGCCUCGGUUGCAUUGGACAACGUGGAACGCAUUUUGGACGUGAUAGAUACUGGAAUCUUCGUGGUUCAAGAAGAUAAGGUUGUGGUGCACAAUUUGGAAGACCUAUGGAAUGAUGAAGAUCCAGUAGCAAUCAUUGAGAUUGCAGGUGGCGACUACCCUGUUGUUGUAUCGCCCGAGGCAGCCAUUGUUCAUAGUGUUCAAUUUGUGCUGUCGAAUGGGUGUUCGAAAAUCGUCCCACGGCAAGCAAUUUAUCUUGACCAAGUUCUUGAGAGUCAAUUGAACGCUGGCAGAAGCUACCAGGAAAUUGACGCUCGCUACCACUCCUUACACCACUACAAGUUCAGCCUGGAAAAAAUUCUGUCUGGCAAAAUUCUCAGUAACGAACCGCUGUCACAUAUUUUAAGUCUGAUCGACCAUUACGACCAGGGGCCCAAACACAGUGGCAGAUUGGAAAUAAUUAGUAAUUGUUUGCGUAAGAUCGAGGUUGAGCAUUGGGACUAUCUGUUCAAAAAAUUGGAUCAAUCGCCCCGGGAUCUGUUGCUACAAUGCAUUGAGCAUGACGAAGCUCGUGUCCUUGGCGUUUUGUUGAUGGUGUUUUUGAACUACGAUGGCAGCAAGCAAGACAAAACAUCCACAGAGCCAAUUGAGAAGAUGAAGAGUGACAACAACGGCAACAACAAAAAGAGCAAGAACAAGAACAAGAACAAGAACAAGAACAAGAAGAACAAGAAGAACCAGAACAAACAGAGUAAAAGCGACAAGAAGGACGAGAACGACAAAGGCAACGAAACCGAAACCGAAAUCUGUCAAACGGAAGCUGGCUCAAUUGCUACAAUUCUCAACGACGAAGAACUCAUGCUACAGGUUCUGCGGAUACUUGUAAACACCGCGUCCUCAACUGACGAGCGCGAGGAAGCCCGUGAGUUCUGGGAUAUGAGUUUCCAACUAGUGCGUUUUAUUCAUGCUCUAGACGAGGAGAAUAAAACUUCCUUAAUUCAGCGUGCUGUUCAAACAUUAAGCUAA